Arachis ipaensis is the source of this 1318-nucleotide messenger RNA. The record is from RefSeq and is a predicted model, not a curated record. Lineage: Eukaryota; Viridiplantae; Streptophyta; Magnoliopsida; Fabales; Fabaceae.
AUGCAUUGUCUCUGACUGAAUUUGAGUUGAUGGAACAAUUGGACGUUGGGAUGGCAGAAGUAAAAUCUGCAAUGGCACAUAUCAGUGAAGUUGUUUGUCCGCCUUGUCAAACUGCAUUGCUUCUGAUGGAGCAGCGAGUGCGCGAUGAGAGAUCGGCCGGUCAUCUUCCAACUCGUUUGAGAGGAUUAGAUGAGGCCUUGUGUGGCGGCAUACCCUUUGGUGUUGUGACAGAGUUGGUUGGUCCUGCUGGAAUUGGCAAAACGCAGUUUUGCUUGAAGCUCUCCCUGCUGGCAUCUUUGCCGGAAAAUUGUGGAGGCUUAGAUGGGCGUGUCAUAUAUAUUGAUGUUGAAUCCAAAUUUAGUUCAACAAGGUUGAUACAGAUUGGAAUAGAGAAUUUUCCUGAAAUAUUUCUCAAGAAAGGAAUGGCACAGGAGAUGGCUGGUAGAAUCGUUAUUCUGCGUCCCACAUCACUUUCUGAGUUCACUGAGAGUUUGCACCAUGUCCAAGUAUCACUCCUCCAGAAACAAGUGAAGUUGCUCAUCAUUGAUAGCAUGGCUGCCCUUGUUUUAGGUGAGCAUGAUUGUGGAGCUUCUAGACAACAAGCAUUGGGUUGGCAUGUUUCUUUUAUCAAGUCACUUGCAGAAUUUUCACGAAUUCCAAUAGUAGUGACAAAUCAAGUAAGAUCUCAAAUUGGUGAUGAACCUCUUACGUUUUCCUUUCAAGUACGAAGCCACUCUAUAAAAAAAGAAGAUCGUGCUGCAUAUGAUUCUCAUCUUGUUGCUGCUCUGGGCAUUAACUGGGCUCAUGCUGUGACCAUCCGUCUUGUACUUGAGGCCAGAUCAGGUCAAAGAUUUAUCAAGUUAGCAAAAUCUCCGAUUUCUCCUCCUUUGGCUUUCCCUUUUAACAUAACUUCAUCAGGGUUGGUUCUUCUGGAUGAUGAUGGGAUAGAGAUGAAAGGAUCAGAAAUAAACACUAUCCACUGCCAAGGCCAAAAAGCUUUGUUCAAUUCUGAAUGGUGAAUGUAGACUAGUUGCCUUAACCUGCUCAAUUAAUCCCUUUCUCCAAGACAUUACAAGGUUAGUUUUAUUUUUAUUUGUUUUUUGUGUUAAUUUACAAGGUUUAAUUGAUAUAAAAUUCUUGCUUGUGGUGUAUAUAUUAUCGACUACUCUUUCAUACUUGAGGUUAUUUUAGUUCAUGUUUUUGGUUUGUUUAAUUGGGGUGGAUAAGUGAAAUUUAUCUUAUAGCAUUUCGAAAUAUUUGGAGUUCGUUUUAAUUGAUAAUUUCUAAGAAAUGCAACGCAACAAGUUUAAUGACUUCA